Molecule: messenger RNA, 430 nt
Organism: Etheostoma cragini (Arkansas darter)
Lineage: Eukaryota; Metazoa; Chordata; Actinopteri; Perciformes; Percidae
Product: microtubule-associated proteins 1A/1B light chain 3A-like
Exons: 4
Coding region: 197-430 (77 amino acids)
Biological process (GO): macroautophagy; autophagy of mitochondrion; autophagosome assembly
Cellular component (GO): autophagosome; cytosol; autophagosome membrane
Molecular function (GO): ubiquitin protein ligase binding
Source: RefSeq, a predicted model, not a curated record
CCCCUUUAAAUCCUGCGGAUGACGUCAGCGCCUCGGUUUACUUGCUUUGUUUGUCUCGCGGAGCCGCUUUGGCUUCAGACUAAAAACAAGAGGACGACCGGAGACGUUCAACCGGACAAAACCCCUUCCAGCCGCGUUAUUGAGCAGUUAUACGGCACGUUCAUUAGGUUGUAACGGUGUUAUAACUCAGACAGAGAUGCCGUCCGACAGACCCUUCAAACAAAGGAGGACAUUUGCCGACCGGUGCAAAGAGGUCCAGCAGAUCCGCGAUCAGCACCCCAACAAGAUCCCUGUCAUCAUCGAGAGAUAUAAGGGAGAGAAGCAGCUCCCUGUUCUGGACAAAACCAAGUUCCUGGUUCCCGACCACGUCAACAUGAGCGAGCUGGUUAAGAUCAUCAGGUACACACACACACACACACAGUUAGCCUAA